GCUUGUUUACUCCGUACGGAGUACCACGGUUAGGUAUUUUCUGCCACGCGUCCAACACAGCUCAAGACAGCUUCGUUUACAUCUUGAUCCGGAUCUCCAUCUCUCGCUGCAGCUUCCGUCAGCUCAGAGUUACAGGUAUUCUCGUUCAGCAGGUCAAACUUGCGCCGCCAAGACAUCAAUAUGCCACUCGUCCCGCGCAUGCACCUGUUCGAGAUUGACGACCAGACAUGGUUUCCCCCGUUUCUUCGUCGGCUCGUUCAGACCAUCUUGUUGAGAACAUGGCACAUGCAACUCCCCUUUAUACAGCCUCUGUCGCCCGGCCGCAUGAUCGCCCACCUUCUGAUCCGUGAGCUCGGUGACGACCUUGGAAAUUUCACCUUUGUCGACUUUUGCGCUGGCGCCGGUGGCCCGACUCCCAUCCUCGAGAAAGAGAUCAACCACCACUUGCGCACGCGUCGCAAGCCCGAGGCGCCUGUACAGUUUGUCCUGACUGAUCUGCACCCCAACUUGCCAGCGUGGGAGGGGAUCUCGAAGAAGAACCCCCAUAUCACGUAUGAGCGCGAGCCCGUGGACGCUAGCCGAGCACCGCCCCAGUUGGUGACGAGAGGCGAUGGGAAGAAGCUGAUGAGGCUGUUCAACCUCGCCUUUCACCAUUUCGAUGAUCCACUGGCCAAGGAUAUCCUGCGCGACACCGUCCAGACGAGCCAGGGUUUUGCGAUUUUCGAACUGCAGGGGCGUACGAUCGAGAGCUUCAUUGCCGUCAGCCUGCUUCCCCUGUUGGUCAUGGUCGUGGCUCCGGUGCAUGCCUGGAAGCACAAGUCCCUUGCUUCCUUGAUCUUCAUGUGGUUCAUUCCCAUCAUCCCGUUCGUCCUCGUUUGGGAUGGCUGGAUUUCGGCGCUGAGAACCCGUGAGCCGGACGAGGUCGAGGCGCUGCUGAGGAGCUGUGGCGCAGACUCGAGCAAGUGGGAAAUCAAGAGCGGAAGCCAGCAGCACCUGUGGCCCGUUGGCUACGUUGACUGGAUCAUCUGCCAACCCCGGGACGCAUAAGUGACAAGACGACGGGAUGGAGAGGCUUCUGAGAACCACUGCGCAGUACGGUUCAAAGAUAGCGUAUGAAUGUGAUCCGGAACAGCAACGGCACGGUGUUGGAGCAUAGAGUACGUAUCCGUACAUUGUUAUACAUGAUUUACGAGGGGUACAAUUCUAUCGAAACCACCAAUUGACAGAGCCAUUGAGACC
Messenger RNA from Emericellopsis atlantica, 1239 nucleotides. RefSeq lists its product as uncharacterized. The coding region runs from base 181 to 1047 and encodes 288 amino acids. The record is from RefSeq and is a predicted model, not a curated record. The transcript has 2 exons. Lineage: Eukaryota; Fungi; Ascomycota; Sordariomycetes; Hypocreales; Bionectriaceae.